CUUUUUUAUGCCCUUAAUUGCUGGUAAGGCCCUGAAUUUUUGCUUAAUUUGAUUUCUUCUACUUCAAUUUCUGAUCAAACUUUCCUUACAAUCUCCUCCCCGUUACCCUCGAAUUCAGGAGGCCAGGGUUUCACUUUCGCAUCACUGAAACCCUGGGUUGAGACUUUGUUUCUAUCUUCUGUUUCUUUUCACGCCAAUUUCUUUAUUCUUCGAAGUAUUUUGGGGAAAGUAAGAUUUGGCAAUGAAUCUCAAUUGUUCGUAUAGUGCUAAAAAUCCCAAAUUUCGUGGGAUUUUCAAUGGAUUAUGUGCUGUUGUUCUUGUCUUUUUAUUCUACCACCAGGAAGAUGUAAUUAGGAACCCUCUUUUAAGGCAAUCGGCCGCAUUUACUAGUGAGAGUUUUUAUAGGAGAUCUGCUUUCUCGCAUGAGUCGAGUCACAUUACUUCAAUUCAUCGACGGAUGAGUGAAUUUGAUACUAAUUCAUCGAUUUUAGUUAAUGGGCCUCCUCAAAAUAAUGUAAGUGACGAGAGUGGUCCUGCUCUUUGCACUGGACUGCUUCAUCAUAAGGGUUACGCUAAUCAAUGUGAAUACUUGAAAGCGCACCCACAAUGUUCCUCUGGUGGAUUCUUUGAUUAUCUCAGGUUCUUCUAUUGUGCUUGUGGUGAUUUCAGUCUGUUGGCCUAUCUAGUGUUGGGUAUUUGGCUUGUUGCUCUGUUCUAUUUAUUGGGCAAUACUGCAGCAGAUUACUUUUGUUGUUCACUGGAGAAGCUGUCAAGUCUUUUGAGGUUACCUCCUACUGUUGCAGGGGUUACCCUUCUCCCUCUAGGGAAUGGAGCACCGGAUGUGUUUGCAAGUAUAGCUGCUUUUGUGGGAACAAACACGGGUGAAGUGGGUCUUAACAGCGUGUUGGGUGGUGCAGUGUUUGUUACUAGCGUUGUUGUUGGGAUUGUUUCACUGUCUAUUGCAGAGAAAAGGGUUCAAGUUGAUAAGAAAUGCUUCAUAAGAGAUGUGAGUUUCUUCCUCUUUACACUUCUUUCUCUGCUAAUGAUUUUGAUCAUUGGUAAGGUAACCGUGGGGAUGGCAAUUGCCUUUGUCUCGAUAUAUGUGGUUUAUGCGUUUUGCGUGGCUGCAAAUGAAAUUCUGAGGAAACAAAUGCGGAGGUUGAAAAUGGAUGUGGUUACGCCAUUGCUUCCUGUGCGAGGAAGUAUAUUUUCACAAACUAGUGAAGAUGAUAUUCCUAUGUACAGUUCUCUACUUGAAAUUGACACUGAAGAUGAUCCACCACGUCUCCACAGUUCUCUGCCCCAGUGGAUGUGGGCUUCAAAUGUGGCAAUAUAUUCAAACCAUUUUCUGAAACCCAAUCUAAAUGAUGAAAGGCCUCCAUGGGGCUGGAGUGAUGAGAAUGCAGAAAGCAAGAGAUCAUCGCUCUUCUGUUCAAACAUAAUUUCAUUGUUAGAAAUUCCACUGACAGUGCCAAGAAGGUUGACAAUACCAUUAAUUGAGGAGGAAAUAUGGUCAAAGGCUUAUGCUGUUUCCAGUGCUUCAUUGGCUCCCAUCCUCCUGGCAUUUCUCUGGAAUAGCCAAGAAAACAUGGGUUCUCAAACUAUAGCGGUUGCAUAUUUUAUUGGUGUUGCUGCUGGUUGCACACUUGGUCUUCUUGCAUAUUGGCACACUGUAUCUGAGCACCCACCUCGGAAAUUUUUACUUCCCUGGGUCUUAGGUGGAUUUUUUAUGAGUAUUAUAUGGUUUUACAUGAUUGCUAAUGAGCUCGUUGCUUUGUUGGUGACAUUUGGUGAGAUAUACGGAAUCAACCCAUCCAUCCUUGGGUUGACUGUGUUAGCGUGGGGCAACUCAAUGGGUGAUUUGGUGUCAAAUGUUGCCCUGGCAAUGAAUGGUGGUGAUGGUGUGCAGAUAGCCUUGUCUGGAUGUUAUGCAGGUCCCAUGUUCAACACGCUUGUUGGGUUGGGAAUUUCAAUGUUGCUCGGCGCCUGGUCAAAGAGACCAGGUCCAUACAUAGUUCCAAAUGACGGCAGCUUGUUUUACACUCUGGGAUUUCUUGUUUCAAGACUAGGAUGGGCACUUAUUGUUUUGCCCCAAAAUGACAUGCGACCUAACAAGGUGUUGGGCAUAGGCCUUGUAACACUCUACUUAAUGUUUCUUUCGUCAAGGCUCAUGAGUGCUAUGGGAUUUAUCUCUUUGGGUACAGGUUGAAGUUUGUUGUGUUGUAAUUAGUGGGCCAGGAACGCUGUAACCAGUGGGGGUAAUGAUCUCUGUAUUCUGUAUUAUUGGUUAAAUACUUUGCUGUAAGUAUACGAUAGUAACACGUAUUGAUGGAGAGCAACUGCUGUAUUCGAACAUCAUUUCCUCGGUCAUAAUCUUGCCAGGUGUCUGUCUAGCUGGGUCUUACAUC
Carica papaya (papaya) is the source of this 2408-nucleotide messenger RNA. NCBI's taxonomy places the organism in Eukaryota, Viridiplantae, Streptophyta, Magnoliopsida, Brassicales, Caricaceae. The record is from RefSeq and is a predicted model, not a curated record.